AUGUAUACAAAAAGACCAUUAUUUCAAGGUGAUUCAGAAAUCGAUCAACUCUUUCGAAUAUUUCGUACACUUGGUACACCUACUGAUGAAACAUGGCCCGGUGUAGUUUCUUUACCCGAAUUCAAAUCAUCAUUUCCACGAUGGAAACAAAGCAACGAUCUCUCAUCUUUGCUUAAUGAUCGAAUGCGUGAUGAUGCUCUUGAUUUACUCCUUAAAAUGCUGGUCUAUGAUCCCGUUCGACGUAUAUCAGCGAAACAAUGUCUCAAUCAUCCAUAUUUUAGACAUUUCGAUCCUCAGAAUUUACCUGUUCCAGCAUCAAUUGUUGCACCUGUAGUGUAG
Adineta ricciae is the source of this 339-nucleotide messenger RNA. NCBI's taxonomy places the organism in Eukaryota, Metazoa, Rotifera, Eurotatoria, Adinetida, Adinetidae. The record is from the annotation of a GenBank genome assembly.